AUAAAAAGUAAAAAUAAUCUCGAGAAUUUAUUAAAUAAUUAAUUUAAGCUUUAUGGGUACAUGAUAGAUUCCUAAAAGUUAUUAAAGAAUAUUGUACAACCCAAAAAUUCUACCCAUAAUGCUGUUUAAUUCUGCGAGAUUAAUGUUACUUCAAAGAAGUAACGUGCUUUCUGCAUUGGCAGCUAAACAAAUAGCAUCGUCAAGCAUUCGAUAUUUGGCAUCUAGUCAAUUGACUCAUCUUCACUUUCCCCAUAAUUCAAAUGUUUAUGAAAAAGAGAAAACCGGUUUGUUAAAUAGACGAAAUGUGCACGCUCAAUACAGCACUUAUCUACAAUCAAAGUCACCUUUUCAUACCCACAGCAUACUCUACUUGAAUAAUUCAAAUUUUGCGGCACAAAAGGUCAAUAGGAAUAGUGAUGUAAAGAGUGCUUCAAAUGAUGUAAAAGAAGAAGAUCCGAAAAGUGUUGAUACACAAACGGAGAGCACGAAGAAUGUAGAUGACGAUAAGCCUUUGACGCUAUAUGCAAAGUUUAAGAAAAUGGCUAAAGAAUAUUGGUAUGUUCUAAUACCUGUUCAUGCUUUUACUUCAGUUUUUUGGAUUGGCGGAUUUUAUUAUGCUUCAUUGAAUGGUGUAGAUAUUGUUGGAAUCCUUGAAAAUCUCCAUGUAAGUGAGAUCGUUAUCAGCAAAUUAAGAGAUUCAAGUUUAGGUCAUUGGGCUGUUGCUUAUCUUUGUUAUAAAAUUGCAAGUCCUGCUCGAUAUACAGUAACAGUUGCUGGAACGACAUACACAAUCAAUAUUCUAUCAAAUCGUGGAAUAAUUAAACCAAUGCCUACAAGAGGCGAACUUGUGCAAAUGUAUAAAGAUAAAAAAGAUGACAUAAAUCAAAAGAUUGAGGAUAAAAAGCAAGAUUUUCAACAGACUAAAGAGAACCUUCAACAGAAAGUUACCGACACUAAGGAAGAACUAUAUCAAAAGUUGGAAGACAAAAAGCAAGAUAUCCAACUGAAAAUAGAGGAAAAGAAACAGGACAUUCAGCAAAAAGUUGCAGACAAAAAACAGGAACUCGAAGAUAAACUAAAAAGGAGCAAUUGAUAGUUAAUAAUAUAAUUAAGCUUAAUGCUACAGCAAUUAUGAUAUUUAAAGUUUCUCAAAAGUACUUUUAAUAAAAUUUGUUAAGGUUUGUGAGCUUAAAGCAUUAACAAAA
Chironomus riparius is the source of this 1205-nucleotide messenger RNA. The record is from the annotation of a GenBank genome assembly. NCBI's taxonomy places the organism in Eukaryota, Metazoa, Arthropoda, Insecta, Diptera, Chironomidae.